Paramecium pentaurelia is the source of this 854-nucleotide messenger RNA. The record is from the annotation of a GenBank genome assembly. Lineage: Eukaryota; Ciliophora; Oligohymenophorea; Peniculida; Parameciidae.
AUGACAGAUGAUUUCUUUAACCUUGAUUUUGAAGUGAUUGCUAUUAAUCAUGUACAUAUCAAUUCAAUAGUAAUAGAGAUAGUGGCAUGUCAUCUGAUAAUACUCAUUAAAAAAAAGUAAAGAUAAAGAAGAAAAAAAAUCGACAAAAAAUACGAACCAAUCAAUGAAAACAAUCUUGUAUAUUGAUAUGAAGAUAAUCAAGAAUAGUAUAAGAAAAUUACAAAGUAUAUUAUUAAUUUAUUUAAGGAAACUGCAAAAUAGAGAAUAAGCUAAUAGAGUGAGAGGAAGGUAAAAGAAUUAUGGACAAGAUAUGGAAUAGAAACUACUUGAUAAGAAAAAAGAGAUAACUUUAAAUGUCAUUGCUAAAUUGUAAGCUGAAAAAGUUGUUCUAAAACAAUAGGUUGAAUUUAUGUAAAAUUAUGUCAUCACAAACACAUCAGAGUGAUAAAACUUUACAAAGAGACUCUCCUAAAAAUAGUUAUUUAUCUACUGUGACUGCCUUCUCAAUUAUAUUAGGUUUUGCACUUCUAAAUGGAGUAGGAUUAGAGAAUUAAUAAAUGAUCCAAUCAUUUCAAUUCCAAUCACAGUCACUCAUUCUAUUAAACCCUUUUAUUUGGUUCACCCAUAGCUCUUUGGCUCGUCUAUACUCUCUAUCUUGUCCAUUAAGUGUUUUUAAAAAGUAAAUUAAAAAAGAAAAAUGUUAUUUGAUUAUUUUAUAAUAUACACACAUGAAUUUGAUUGAAAAUAAUUAUCGUUCAUAAUAUGCUAUUUUUACAUGGGUUGAUAAAUAUAUUUUCAAUUCGGAAAAUAGGAUUUAUUGUGAACAAUUACGAAAUCUUAUAUCAAGCAUUUGA